GUCCCUUCCUCCCCUCCCAUACCCCCCUAAGGCCCUGUGCCCUACGGCGGCGACGGCGCGGGUGCGGGGGCCGGGGAGCGCGCGCGUGUUGGCCGCGCGCCCACGGGGCCGCGAGCCGCCGAUUCCUGCCGAGUGUAGAGAGCAGAGAGUGAACAGGGAGCGGGGCUUUUGUCUGUUGGUCUCCCUGUGGACUGAAGAAAGGGAGAAUAGAAGCCCAAGACUAUUAAGAUUCUCAAAAUGCUUUACUACCCGGAACUCUUGGUCUGGGUCAGCCAAGAACCAUUUCCACCCAAGGAAAUGGCGGCGGGAGGUCUUUCUAAGGGAAGACUUCCUGUGCCUAAGGAAGUGAACCGCAAGAAGAAGAUGGAGAGCAGCGGGACCUCGCUGCCUCCAGCGGGCAGCCGUGAACUCUGCUCCCCGGCCAUCAGUUACCUCCACCCUUUUUAACCGUCCCACCUCCAUUUGUAUUGCAUAUGGUGUAUGGGGUUUUGAUGAGGUUUUGGUAUCAUAUAUGGGAUUUUUUUUUUCUGUGUAAAUCAUCAACUAUAAGAAGAAACUAUGGGACUCUAAGCCUGGCUUUAGAGAAUUUAUUUACAGUGGACAAAUAGGUUUCAUCAAACCAGUUUUUAAUCAUUCUGACUCAAGUGAAAACGCUCAGAAUUUCACACUGUGAAUCCACGUUUACAACCCCUACAGGUGGGCCUUCAGGCCUGGUUCUCUACAACAAUGUCUUCCACAACUCAAAACUCCUACUGCGCUCACAUGACUGGUCCACUCCUGCCUUUCAUCACACAGCUCCCGACUGCUUCUUGCAGAGGCCGAGAGUCCCCCACGGUUUUUUUUUUUUUUUUUUUUUUUGGUUUUUUUUUUCAUUUAGAUGUAACAAGCCUAGUAGUUUAUGUUCAUCGAUUGUCUGUAUAUCUAUAUUUUACCCAUGUACUCUUUUGAUGUAUAGAAGUAGUUCGAAACUCAUUGUUUCCUUGUGGUAAGUGACUGAGACGCUGCCACAGGGCCUGAGACACUGAUGAAUGGUGCUAUUUUGGACUUUCAACAUGCUCCUUGGCGAGGUAGCUCUGGUGGAGUUGUUUUUUAUUUCCAUGUUCUAAGAAGGUGUUGGUACUCUGUUUCCUGGAAUGUUCUUCUCUAGACUGGACUGACUUAUUUUCCUUGUGUCUUGAGUGAGGCUUUCUUCUUCAGUGUUGUUGGUUGAGCGGAUGCUACCAAGAGCGUGAGAGGCGGUCCUCUCGUGACUGGCCCUGGCGGAUGUGCAGUCAUGGUAGCGGGAGCAAUCACAAAACUGUAAUUGACCUACCAGAUCUCUUCCUUUCUGCGGCCUCACCUGCCUGACUUAGAAAAAGAAAAGCAAUAAUUUUUUUUCCAGGCAUUUAGAGGUUAUCUCUGGAUUCUUUUUGUUUGACUAGAUAUUGGGGGGUGGGAGGGGUAAAAAUCCACUCUUUUAAUAAGUGCCAUGUGGGGAAAAAAAAAUCCAAAGUACUGGCAUUUGAGUAGGAAUUUGCAAAUUAUCCCUUUCCCAAAGUUGAAAUUGGAAAAAUGUCUUUACAAAAUAGUGAUGAUGAAGAUGAUGAUUUAUGAUAGUGAUGAUGAUGGUGGUGGUGAUGAUGAUGGUGGUGGUGGUGGUGGUGGUGUGGUGAUGAUGAUGAUGAUGAUGAUGAUGAUGAUGAUGAUGAUGAUGAAAGGCAAAACACAUUUUUUUGGCAGUUUUGAUAAGCAAGGUGUAGAUUUUACAUUUUUGUCCUUGCUCCCAAUGAAAUGGAUAAACAAAAAUAAAAUCUGACAAUGCCAUCUCCUCACGGAAUGUUGUUGUGUUAGCCAGACUGAAAGCCCACCUUAAUUUUUAUAUAACGUCUUUAGCUCUUCCUUUGACAGGGCAGGCCUUGUUCUGAACUCUUUGUGCUUCUGACUGUUAAACACCAAUGACGCAUGCAUGCACUGUCUCUCUUGGUUCUCUCUCUCUCUUCCCCUCUGGCCUGAGUUUCUCGUGCAUCCUCCCUACCCCCACCUCUGUUAGGGUAGCUAUAUCAGCAUGUAAAUAAAGCAAGGAAACAAGUAUUGUGCAUUUGUGGCAUUUAUGUAGAAUUGCAGUGUGCACUGCCAAAACCGCAGGCUUUUGUAACGUGCUCUUCUCAUAAGUACCCAAUGUAUUUUAGCUAUUUUAGUAGGAUUUGUUCAAUAAAUAUGCAAGCUACAAGGUAA
Mastomys coucha (southern multimammate mouse) is the source of this 2214-nucleotide messenger RNA. It is a transcript of the gene Nrep, whose product is annotated as neuronal regeneration related protein. Gene Ontology annotation, cellular component: cytoplasm; nucleus. The transcript has 5 exons. The record is from RefSeq and is a predicted model, not a curated record. Lineage: Eukaryota; Metazoa; Chordata; Mammalia; Rodentia; Muridae. Gene Ontology annotation, biological process: regulation of transforming growth factor beta receptor signaling pathway; axon regeneration; regulation of neuron differentiation. The coding region runs from base 238 to 447 and encodes 69 amino acids.